UCCGACGAAGCCCGUGCGCGUGGAAAACCCGUCACGGCAUGGACGAGGAUUAGGCACAAUAUGAGGGAGCCGUUUUCGGAGUUCAUGGGGACGAUGACGAUGAUUUCGUUUGGAGACGGUGUUGUUGCGCAAGUUGUGUUGAGUAGGGGAAGCCAUGGUGAUUAUCAGAGUAUCAAUUGGGGAUGGGGUAUUGCGGUCAUGCUCGCCGUGUACGUUUCUGGUGGUGUGUCCGGUGGUCAUCUCAACCCUGCCGUCACGCUUGCCAACUGCGUGUUCCGCAAGUUCCCAUGGAGGAAGUUCCCGAUUUAUCUGAUUGCGCAGGUAUGUGGAUGCUUCAUGGGUGCCGCGAUCGUCUACGGAAACUACCGCUCCGCAAUCGACACCUACGAAGGCGCUGUCGGCCUCCGUACCGUUGGUCUCGAGAACUCCACUGCCGGGCUUUUCUGCACGUACCCUCAACCCUUCCUCACCCGCACCGGACAAUUCUUCUCCGAGUUUACUGCGUCGGCGAUUUUGAUGAUGAUUCUCUUCGCGAUCGGUGACCAGGACAACAACCCCGCUGGUGAUAAAGGUCCUCUCGUGUUGUUCUUUAUCAUUUUCGGUCUCGGCUGUGCUUUUGGGUUCGAGACCGGCUAUGCCAUGAACCUCGCCCGUGACUUCGGCCCCCGUCUCUUCUCCUACGCUGCAGGAUAUGGCUCCGGCGUCUGGACGGCGGGUAACUCAUACUGGUGGAUCCCCUGUGUUGCUCCGUUCUGUGGCUGUCUCUUUGGUGGGUUGGUGUAUGAUCUAUUGUUGUUCACGGGUGACUCGCCUGUUAACCGCCCGAAUUUCGGAUUGUGGCGG
Messenger RNA from Saitoella complicata NRRL Y-17804, 843 nucleotides. Its product is annotated as putative aquaglyceroporin. NCBI's taxonomy places the organism in Eukaryota, Fungi, Ascomycota, Saitoellomycetes, Saitoellales, Saitoellaceae. The record is from RefSeq and is a predicted model, not a curated record. Gene Ontology annotation, biological process: glycerol transmembrane transport; water transport. Gene Ontology annotation, cellular component: plasma membrane. The annotation marks the transcript as partial. The transcript has a single exon. Gene Ontology annotation, molecular function: glycerol channel activity; water channel activity.